Molecule: messenger RNA, 1931 nt
Organism: Dunckerocampus dactyliophorus (ringed pipefish)
Lineage: Eukaryota; Metazoa; Chordata; Actinopteri; Syngnathiformes; Syngnathidae
Product: melanocortin-2 receptor accessory protein 2-like
Exons: 3
Coding region: 312-1007 (231 amino acids)
Biological process (GO): regulation of adenylate cyclase-activating G protein-coupled receptor signaling pathway; protein localization to plasma membrane
Cellular component (GO): endoplasmic reticulum; plasma membrane
Molecular function (GO): corticotropin hormone receptor binding; signaling receptor regulator activity; type 3 melanocortin receptor binding
Source: RefSeq, a predicted model, not a curated record
UGUUGCACGCCACUUUGAUGCACACUGAGAUGCAUCUGCUUCCAUGCAUCUCACCUAAGCGGGACCAAUGGAGGAUACGCAUGACGUGACUCAUUUUCACCUACGGACCUUUUGUUUUUCAUGAUCUUCACGCAUAAAUGUCCUCAUUCUUAACCAGAUAAAAAAUCAUCAGCACAGGGAGGACCCUACAGGAGAAAGGUAAGCUUUAUGUGUGUCAUUUUGUCCAUCCCGCCGUUGUUUUUUGGUUUUGUUUCGUGCUGGUUUCAUUUGAAUUUAAUGACAUCCUGUCGCCUGUCUCGAGGCUGGAUGACAUGAGCUCGCACAACCGGAGCCAAAGCAGUGCGCGGCGCAGCGACUACGUGUGGCAAUAUGAAUAUUAUGACGAGGAGCCCGUCUCUUUUGAGGGACUCAAAGCACACAGAUACUCCAUAGUAAUCGGAUUCUGGGUUGGACUUGCAGUGUUUGUUAUUUUUAUGUUUUUUGUUCUCACACUGCUAACCAAGACAGGAGCGCCACACCAAGAAAAUCCUGACUUUGAGAACAUCCAUGGUCCACGAAGUGGUCUUGUGGACAUCACUGGUCCAAGAGAUGACAACGACAAAGCCUUUUCUCGUCCCUUCCUGCCAGAGUCCCGCCCCUACUUCAACUUCUACAUCAGUGAGGAUGAAGAUGGUAAGAGGAGGCAAAAGCCAGACGAGAAGCAGACCGGGGCACAAAAGGCAGGAGGUGCCACCCCUCUCGUGAUGGAUCAGGAGGACGAAGACGUUGGUCUAGUAGAUGAGAGGACGACAGACAGAGACUGCGCAUUCUUGUCCCACUUCAACAUCCCAAACUUUAUCAACUUUGAGCACAACUCCUCGGUGGGAGAGGAUGAGCUCCUGUGUGAGCCGCCCCUGACACUCGGCCAGAACAAGCGUGAUCCACACAGUGACAGCCACAGACAAUCUUUAAAAAGAGCAUGGACGCCUUCCUUGGAGGACAUCACAGGAGCCUGGGAACCUGCUUAACCUCAGAACUUGAUUAAAUGAUUUUUUCCAACAACCAUCUUGCAAAUAUUUACUUACGAUAGCAUCUAGGGGCCAUUUUGGAUCAAAAUACAACUAUGACGCUUUCAUUGGGAAAAUAAUUUAGAGUAUUUCAUUUGCUUCCUGUUGAACAGCAAGAAAAUAAAAGCACCAGAAAUGAUUUCACAGCUGCCCUUAGGACAGUACACAGUAGGUGUUCAAUCAUGACCACACAAUGUACCGGUAGGCGUUUUUUAAAAUAGACACCAUCGUCCUCUUGCUAGUUAUUGAUGGUGACGCCAUCCUGUCCAAUCAUACAAAGGACUACAAGGGUUGCAGUGGAAAAAUACAGUAAUACUACAAAUAUACAGUGAGGGAAUUGCAAGGAUAAAGUCAGAGUUACGAGAAUAGGAUAGAACAGGUUGUCAAAAUUGACACGUUAAUGCAGAUUCAUCCAACGUCAUUAUCAAUCUGAUUAAAAUCUGCAAUGCAAUCAACCCAUCUGACUCAAAAUCCUUCAAACGUCUCUGGCAAUGCAUUUUGGACAGUUUGUUCAAGUAGCGUGACCGGCGUGCAUGCUCGGAUGGGCAGUUGGCAGGUGGUGACAGGCUGCAUAACCAAACAUCUCAAUGUGGAAGACGCUAAACAGCAUGUUGGCCCUCUCGAUGGGAAACUGGAGUACAAAACACUGUGACCGAAGAGUUGACCGACUCAAAGUACCACGCACACAUUUUAUUUUAAAACUUAUUUAAAAUAAAAUAAUAAAAUACGGGUUUUUUAAAUGCUGUUUCUGCGUCAACGGGCUAUGAAAAAGCCUUUAUACACCCCUGCACCAGUUUUUCCCUCCUGAUAAAGUUUGAAUAACUGUGCCUCCUUUCGGGAAACACUUGUGUCAGACUGCUGUGAGUGUGUUUCAACUGUCUUCUU